AUGGCACAGCCUGCUCUGGACUGUUUAAGAAGUAUUUUCAGAAAUCUUCAGACCUUUCCGUUCAGCCCACAUCCAGCCUGUUCAAUUUUUAAUUUAUCUAUUUUUAUUUUUCCAGGCACAGUUCUGCAGGUGCAUUCUAUUGAUCUCUUCAGAUCCAGAAAAGGAGCAAAUCGUCUGGAGCAUCACACAGACCGUUUCCAUAGCGAUAACCUCAUCAUCCGUAGAGGACAAUGCUUUCAUAUGUGCAUCCAGCUGUCCCGACCUUUUAAUACCAAUACAGACCAAAUUUAUCUGGAGCUGAGACUUGGUGACGUCUCACCAGCACACAAGCACAGUUUUGUGACCGUUCCACUUGUGACAGAAUUCAAGAGAGAUUCCUGGGAGGCCAAGAUUGUCGAACAGACAGAAAACAGACUGAAACUGUCAGUUUAUUCCCUUCCAAACGCUUGUAUUGGACUGUACAAACUCACUGUUGUCACAAAUUGCCCGGGAGGAAAAUCCACUUCACCCUACACACCUGACAACGACAUUUACAUGCUGUUUAACCCCUGGUGUAAAGACGACUCAGUGUACCUGGAAGAUGAUGGACAGAGGAUGGAGUAUGUGUUGAAUGACAUGGGCAAAAUCUACUAUGGUACUAAAAGUCAGAUCGGUUCCAGAACCUGGAACUUUGGCCUUUUUGAUGCAGGGAUCGUGGAGGCAUGUUUCUUUGUGCUGGAGAGAAGUGCUGCACCCUGCUCAGGAUGGGGAGACCCCAUUAAUGUUGCCAGAGUCGUGUCUGCAAUGGUUAAUGCCAAUGAUGACCAUGGUGUUGUGGAGGGUAAAUGGGAGAAAAGCUAUGAUGGCGGUGUUUCUCCAACAGCCUGGAGUGGCAGCAGUGCUAUUCUGAAACAGUACCACGAAAGUAAAGGAGUACCUGUCAAAUAUGGACAGUGCUGGGUUUUCGCAGGGGUCACAAACUCACUGUUGCGAUGUUUUGGUAUUCCUACACGUCCCGUCUCAAACUUCAGCUCUGCUCAUGACACUGAUGCUUCCUUAACAACUGAUGUUUAUUUAGAUGAGACACUAAAAGAGAUUAAGCACCUUAACCGUGACUCAAUCUGGAACUUUCACGUGUGGAAUGAGGCCUGGAUGGCUCGGCCGGACCUUCCAGCUGGUUUUGGAGGUUGGCAGGUGGUUGACGCGACUCCUCAGGAGACCAGUCAGGGUUUCUAUCGCUGCGGCCCCACCUCUGUUGCCGCAGUCCGUAGCGGGGAGGUCUUCCACAAAUAUGACACCCCCUUCGUCUUUGCUGAGGUGAACAGUGAUCAGAUCUUCUGGCGGCGCAGAUCAGAUGGAAGUUUCUCAGAGUUUCGCGUGGACAAAAGCGCAGUGGGUCACUGCAUCAGCACCAAAGCUGUGGGCUCAGACGCACGUGUGGACAUAACACACCUUUAUAAAUACCCAGAAGGUACAAAAGAGGAGCGGCUUGCCGUGGAAACUGCCUGUCGCUAUGGUGCUAAGCGUUCUUCAUUAUCUUCAUCUUCUGGAUCUUCUUCAUCCUCUUCUGCUGGUGAUGUAGCUCUUGACAUCAGCAUGCAGGGGGAGGAGCCAUGUGUGGGCCAGGAUGCUGUGAUUUCUGUCAUUCUGAAGAAUAACUGCGGCUCACCUCGCACCAUCACCCUUUACACCCAAGUGUCUGUCAUGAACUACACAGGAGUCUGCAGGGACCUGUUGAAAAAGGACCAGAUAUGUGUUGAGCUCAAGGCUAAUGAGAUGCAGACUAUGGAAUGGUCCCUACGAUAUGAGAUUUAUAAGGACCAUCUGAUGGACCAGACAGCACUGAUGCUCUCUGUUUCUGGACACGUCACUGAAACCAAUCAGAUUUUGGCCAAACGAUUUAAUUUCAGACUCCGCACACCAGACCUCAUUAUCACUCCUUUAUGUGAUGCUUUUGUGGGCAAAUCAAUGACAGUCAAAGUUCAAUUCCAGAAUCCUCUGCGCUGUGUGCUGAAAAAUGUGAUUUUACGUUUUGAGGGACUAGGAAUGAAUGAAGUCAAAACAGUUAACUAUGGAAAUAUCGCAAGCCAAGACAAAGUGUGUCUGACAGAGAAGUUUGUUCCUCUACGGUGCGGCACACAGAAACUUCUAGCAACACUUGACUGUCCUCAGCUCACACAGGUGCAUGGAGUCGCAAACAUUGUGGUGAAAGGCCGUUAAGAAACCUUGAAUAAAACUGAUUGAAACACAAACUUCCAUAUUCUGAAAUGUUGACAACUACACUAGUUUUAUGGGACAUCUCUUUAGAUUACACUGUCAGAAAAAAUUGUCAAAAUAUGUGCCCCAGCAGUCAAUGGGGUGGUACCCUGUCAAAAAGUACAGCUUUGGACCUAAAGAGUUGAUAUUAGUACUUCAGAGGUAUUUGGUAACACAUGUAUGCAUAUCUGUACCUAAUGGUACAUAUUAGGACCUUUAUAUUUUUUUCUAACAUUGUAGAUCUCAUAAGCAUUUUAUUAUUAUUGCUUAGUACUUAAGGGAGAUUUGGGGUUAUUUCUGUUUACUACCAAAUAUUAAACAUUUUGAGCAAUCACUUUGCAAUAUACUUACAUUGACGUUUCUGGUUGAAUUUUUUAUUUCUGAUAACUAUUCUU
Molecule: messenger RNA, 2630 nt
Organism: Misgurnus anguillicaudatus (oriental weatherfish)
Lineage: Eukaryota; Metazoa; Chordata; Actinopteri; Cypriniformes; Cobitidae
Source: RefSeq, a predicted model, not a curated record